Pieris macdunnoughi is the source of this 1350-nucleotide messenger RNA. The record is from the annotation of a GenBank genome assembly. NCBI's taxonomy places the organism in Eukaryota, Metazoa, Arthropoda, Insecta, Lepidoptera, Pieridae.
AUGAAAGAGACGUGGAACAAAAUCUUUGACUACAAGAGAGAUGGGAAUUUAAUAAUACUAAGUACGUAUAAAGAAUUGGAGAAAGUAGAGAACCAAAAUAAGAAAUGUUUUUCGUAUUAUAGAUGUGUGAGUACAAUUCUAUGGUUAAUUAUUUUAUCACUAAUAGCAGUGGUCAUUCUAAAGAAACAAAACCCACUUAUUGAUAUUGUGUAUAUUGAUAAUUCCGAUAUAAGUAGUGAUAAAGUGGUAUCAUGCUACUAUAAUACUCCUGCCAAUGAUGAUGCUUCUCAGUUACUACCCUCCAACAUCAACCCUCAUCUGUGUACUCACAUCAAUGUUGCCUUUGCACAGGUGAAAAAUAAACAAAUUUAUUUAACUGAUUUGCAAAUUAAAACUAUAGCAGAUGUCCUACAAAUAAAAAACAAAAAUCCAAAUUUAAAAGUUUUGCUAUCUGUGGGAGGAGCUGGUAAUAAUGAAGGAUUUUCAGAUAUGGUAGUAAAUCACAUAGCUAGAAAAGAGUUUAUAAAGUCUAUAAAAUACACAUUAAGAAAUUAUACUUUAGAUGGCAUAGAUUUAGACUGGGAAUUUCCUGCCCUUCAUCAAUAUAGCAGAGACGCAGGCAAGAGGGAAAGGCAGCACUUCUCACAGUUGCUGAGAGAGAUAAGGAUGGAGUAUAUUAGAGAGAAGAGGAAUUACAUGCUCACAGUGGCUUUAGCUGCACCUCAGAUAAUUGUUGAUGUGGCAUAUGAUGUCGAUCAAAUCAACUUGUAUGUGGAUUAUGCAAACAUAAUGACGUAUGACUUUCAUUAUUAUACACAGUAUACACCAUUCACAGGACUAAAUUCACCAUUAUAUGCUAGAAAUUCUGAGUAUUUCUACAUGGGGACUCUUAAUAUUAACUAUACAAUACAAAUGUAUCUAAGUAAAGGUUUAAAUGAAAGUAAAAUUGUUGUGGGUAUACCAACUUAUGGCCACAGCUUUACCCUAGUAAAUGAAGAUAAUGCAGACAUUGGGAGCCCGGCAUCAGGAUAUGGUCAUGUUGGUAGUUCAGGAUUUGUAAGUUAUCCUGAGGUUUGUAAUUUUUUAAAAGUUAAUAGCAAUGUGAGUAUAGUAGAAGAGAAAAAUGCACGAGUUUCAUAUUUACAUAAAAAAACAGAAUGGAUUUCAUUUGACAGCCCUCAAAGUGUUACAAGUAAAGCUGAAUAUAUAAAAAAGCUCAAGCUGAGAGGAGCCAUGAUCUAUGCACUGAACUCGGAUGACUAUAAAGGACUCUGUGGGAAUAUACUUUUCAGCAAUGUCAGUGAUAACUUUCCCUUGUCUGCUUCUAUUAGAAAUAUUAUCCUAACAUGA